GUUUAACUAUAGAACUGCAUUCUACUAAGCACGGUGUGUGACUCGGCUUACGUUACACACAAAACACUACACAACCCUUCGUAGAUCUACGGAGCUCAGAGCCAAACAUGGGCUCAGUAAAGGGGUGGAUCUGUGUAGUACUGGUGGGAAUUCUGGGAUAUCUUUAUAUGGAAAGUUUCGACCCUGGUAAGACUCCAAAUCUAUACAAUUGAAAACAAAGCACACCAUAUCUUCAUUGAAAUUAGGAAAGAUUGUUUCUUUUUUUUGUAAAAUGAUUACUGUAUUCAUGGGGCUACACACAUGUUACUAUGUAAUAAUUACUGUUUCUCCGUCCUACAUUGGUGACUUUUCUUACUCGUUUACUUUACAAACUUGCCAGAGUAAUCCACUUUUUUUUUUUUUUAAUUUCUUUCUGAUUUUCUUUUGCUGUUUUUCCUGAUGUUUUUACUGUUCAUGACAUUUACAAAAUUAAAACAUAAAAAUAGUAAUAUCAAAAAGGGAAAAAAGUAAAAUUUUUAUGUUUUUUUUAAUGCUUUAAACAAAAAGGAAGAACGAGUUAAUUAACUGCUUACCUGACACCUAACUUGCCAAUCUCAUAAUUGUGGUUGCUCUUAUUGUUUACACAUUGGAAAUAAUACAUUUAAGAACAAAAAUGGGAAAAUAAAAUGACAGAAGAGAUGCAAGAAAUUUAUCUGCACAAAUAAGGGAUAAUUCGGCACAAAUACUAAGCACAAAAAAACAUAAAAAGUGAACAUAGCACUUUUUAUAUAUGGUCUGCACUGUUUCUAAAUGCCACUUGCCAGAUACUCUUCUGCCAUAGUGAAAAAGGCACCCAGAUCUCUUAAUCUCAAUGAAGUUGUCUGGGUCAGUGACGGGAACUAUCUCCAGUGCAACUCCAUCGGCACCUGCAGGUUUUGGGGGCACAUCAGGUAACCAUCUAUUUAGGACCACCUGAUAGGCAGGCCCUUUUAAUAUUGACGGGCAGUGCUGGGAGAAAGUGAGAGUCUGUCACUUCCUCAUAGUUUACAGACCACACAAAGGAGGCACAGAAAGGACAGGAGAGCACAGCAGACAGCAUCAGACUCCCAUCAUUCUCAAGCAGCCCAGGAAGCCAACCUCCUCCACCCAUAUUGUAUGAAAGCAGGGGGUUGGCUAAAAAUAUGCAAAUUGUAACUUGUGUGUGUAUCUGUGCGUCAGUGUGGGUAUCUGUUUGUGUAGGUGUUUAUGUCAAUGUGUGUACAUAUGUACAAGUAUCACUGUGUUUGUUUGCAUAUGUUUAUAUGUGCAUACAUCCCAGCAUUCACUUAAACAUCGAUUAUACAGACAAAAACAACCCUCCAAUCAAACGCCAACACCACAUUCAGUCAAACGCCAACACUACAUACAAACACACCUCUGUAUUAAAAUGCCAACAUUAUAUUAUACACAAAAAAAACUACAUUCAAACACCAAACCUACACACAAAUACACCCCUUCACUCAAACACCAACACUACAUACAAAAACUUUGCUGCAUUCAAACACACUACACACAAGUACGCCACUGCUUUCAAGUGGCAACAGUACAUACAAACACACAACUGCAUUAAAAUGCCAAAACUACACACAAAUACUCCAUCCAAAACCAUGCUUAAAUUCAAACACACAAACAUUGCCCCCAUUUAAAACCAGACCCGGACUCGCCAUCGGGUAAAUGCCCAGUGGGCCACGGUGGCCAUGGGCCUAGGCCAGCAGGGGAGAUUACAGGAUCUCCCCUGCCGGUCCGUGCAGGGCCGGCUCUAUCCGAGCGCCGGCCCUGCUGCAUUCCAUGACAGACCGGUGGAGAGAUUCAUGAUCUCCCUCACCGGCCCACAUGUAGUGUAUUGCAGCCGCCGGCGGGGGAGAGAGGGAGUGAGACAGGAGAGGAACCCAGAGGAGCUCUAUCUUGCAGCUCCGCCAGGUCCUCUCGCGAGAUUUGGAGCAUUCCCACUGGCUAGAGUUCACUCACCAAUAGGAUGGCAUGGCAGCAGCACAAUCCCCCCUCCCAGGCUAAAGGUUAGAAGGGAGGGGGGAUAUCAUCACACACACACUGCAGGUUGACAUUCACAGCAUCCUCACUCACACACACACUGCACCCCUGACACUCACAGCACCCUCACUCACACACACACACACACACACACACACACACAGCACUCUUACCCACACAGCACCCUCACACACACUGCACUCAUCUUCCACACACACAUCACCCUAACACACACACACUGCACCCCUGACACUCACAGCACCCUUACACACACACAUACACACACACACGCUGCACCCCUGACACUCACAGCACCCUCACACACACACACUGAACCCCUGACACUCACAGUACCCUCACUCACACACACACUGCACCCCCGACACUCACAGCAUCCUCACUCACACACAAACACACUGCACCCCUGACACUCACAGCACCCUCACUCACACACACACACUGCACACCUGACACUCACAGCACCCUCACUCACACACUGCACCCCUGACACUCACAACACCAUCUCACACACACACACACUGCACCCACACACACAGCUUCCUCAAACACACAUAGCACCCUCACGCAAACACAGCACCCAGCACACACACACUAUACCCCUCACACACACAACACCCUUACACACACUACACCCCUCACACACACACUGCACCCCUCUUGCACACAAACCACAACCCUUACACACACACAUCACCCUCACACACACACUGCACAAUACUCUUUCCUGGUAUUUUUAUCUCCUGGUAUCCCAUCUAUGGAGACACUAGAGACAAAUUUCAAGCAAACACAGUGCAAGCAUGUUAUUAAAUUUGCUUGCGCUGUGCAGAACAAAUACAAGGUCUUUUUCUCAUGCUAGAUCUCUUCAGCAGAGCUCUGCGCAUGGUAUGCCCUGGAAGAGCAUUGAACCAACAUGCUCACUUUGUGAUGGGGCGUGCUUGUCAUUGGUGAUGACAGAACAAACCCUAUCUGUCCCCGCCCCCUUUUUAGUGUGUCGCUGUAAUAAAAAAAUGCUUGGCCGAAUUUUCUUCCCCGUCCGGCCCUGGAUAAAACCCUUUAAGUAUGGGCAGAUGGUACAUCCCCAGCUGGUAGCGCAUCAUGGGAGAUAUACGACAGAUGGGAAUCUACCUUUUGGCCGUCCUUGAGUUGGGAAGAGGGGGGAAUUUUUUGUACAAGGACCCUCUCUAUAUUAGUUCAGCCACUGGUCUGGGUGCCAUGCCCCCCUCAUUUUAACCCUUCAGCGUACAACUUUACAUCUAGUGGCUGUCACACUGACCCACAAGAGCUACUUCUGAAGAAAUGGCCAAGUAAAACUUGGCAAGUUCUACCAGGUGAUCUCAUAGAGACCAUCCGAUUGAUUCAUGGUGGCGUCUUGCAGUGUGCAUGCACACUAUCCUCCCAAUGCUUUCCUAAGGGUCUUGAUGAUCUCAACCAAGGAGACGAGGCCAGCUGUGGACAGAGCAGUUUAAACUCUUGGGGGUGGUCACCUAAACAAUGACUAGUACACGAUAGUGUUAGGAAUACACUAGUUUUUAUUCCUAAUGCUAUAGUGUUCCUUUAAGAGAAUUUAAGUAAACAAUAAUAAUAAAAAUAUGUUUAUGUGUUGAGACAAAUGUGUGGAGCCAAGUAUUUUCUUUUAGAUAUUAAAAACAAACAAACUGUACUGUGAUUAAUUAUUUGAAAUCCUAUCCUUUUCUGUCACAGAAAGCAUUGCCAAUGCCAGGGUACUAGUCACUGGGGCAAGCACAGGCAUCGGAGAGGAGAUAGCGUAUCACUAUGCAAAGGCAGGAGCCCAGCUGGUUAUAACAGCAAGGAGGGAACAAGCACUGCAAAAGGCAAGUAACCCCAUACAUUAUAAAAGCUGUACAAAAUGUAUCCUGAGAACAAGGUACAAUCUAAAAGAAAAUGGCUGAAGAUUGUGUGGAGACUUGAGAUCUUGACUUUACCUCCUUCAUGAUGAGCUAGUCCCUUAUUUUUCUCCCAUUAUUUAAUUUAAUUAUUAUUCUCCCUCUUACUCGUUAAUUCUGAAUAUAUGGCAUGGUAUGUUAUUUGGUUGUUAAUGAGUUCACAGUCAGUUCUCUACAACAAAAGCAACAAUAUGAAUACCGUAUAUUAUUAUUAUUAUUGCCAUUUAUAUAGCACAAGCGUAUUCUGCAGCGCUUUACCAUUUUAUAAAAAGGGGAAAUUCAAGAAAUGAGGGGUUGCCACGGCAGGGCAAAGAAGAGAGUUGAAGGUAUCCAAGAGAUGCAAGGGAUUGUGGGAGCAUAUAAACUAAUGAGAGAGGAAAAGUAUGACUGUUUAGCAAGGGUGAGGGCUACACUGUAUGAACGCAGGAUGAAUUUAAAAUGGCAAAAGUCUGACAAGGUGUGAAACUCCCUCCAGUGGCGUUCGGUUGAACGGGAGCAUCUCUGCAGGUAGCAUGUUGCCUUAGUGUGCCACUAUUGGAGGCAUAUCCUCCUUGAGGUGUAUGUUUGGGGCAGGGCUGCAGCGCCCAGAGCAGUGGUGAAGAUAGCAUUAUAUGAGGAGAUAGCCAGAGAGGGACAGAAAAAAAGUGGAUGAGAGUUGAGAACGGACGGAGGUCAAGUUCAACUCGUUCAAGUAUUAGCUAUCUUUACCGACAGCUUUCUAUAUGCCUGACCACAUUGGGGAAAUGGUACUGCAAUUAGGUUGCUUUAAAAAGUGCUCUACUAACAUAAGCAAAAUAGGUUUUUUAAGUAACAAAGAGAGUUUGCUAUAUAUAUUAAAAUGCGUUUUUUUUUUUUUUUUUUUAGAAAUUAGUAAAUACAGUUAACAGUUCUAGCCACAACAAAUUUAGCCCAUUCUCACAACACCAUCUUAUUCACUGCAGGUGAAGGCAAAAUGCCUGGAACUUGGAGCAAAGAAUGUGUCUCUGAUUAUUGCAGACAUGGGAGAGCCUGUGGAUCGGGAACAAAUAUUGGAGAAGGCUGUUACUGUGCUGGGUGAGUAUUUAAUCUAUUAAUGCGAGUAAGGUGUACCAAUUUAGAUUAACUAGAAAAAUAAUAGGAAGAAAUCCUCUCGUAUAGAGACGAGGGGAAUCCUCCUACCAGUACUACCCCUAGAAAGACAUAUAUACAGGCUUGUAGAAAACAAGAUAUGUAUAACUAAAUUUAGAUUAACCCCUUAAGGACCAAACCUCUGGAAUAAAAAACAAUCAUGACAUGUCACACAUGUCAUGUGUCCUUAAGGGGUUAAAUACCAUGGAGCAUAUUUUUUUUUACAGUGUAUAUAAAUAGGGAGAGAUUCCUAUUCCACUAAGGUAAAAAGUAAUUUUACCAGCAUAGGAAAUGUUAUUUUAAUAUAGAUGGACAUCAGGACACUUUUGUAUGUGUGCUUCUAAUUAACAUAGUAAGGCCCCCCCAAGCCCCUCUCUCUGCCCAAAGGUAAGAAGAAGGGAGGGGGAUAUUAAAGGGACACUAAUGCAAUGUUAGCUUAAUGAAACAGUUUUGAUGUAUAGAUCAUGCCUCUGAAGUUUCCCUGCUCAAUUUAUUGCCAUUUAGGAGCUAGAUUACUUUUGUUUCUGUUUAUGCAACUCUAGCCACACCUCCCCACACAACCUGCACUUAUUUUAAAAGUUUUUAUCUCCUGCUCUGUAAAUUAAACUUUAAUUGCAUACAGGAGGCACAGUUAGCUAUUAACAGAGUAGGAGAUAAGAAAUUCUAAAUUAAACUGAAUUUGCAAUAAAGGAAGUGUAAACAUUUGAUGACUCUUUACAGGAAGUAUUUAGGAAGGUGUACCUAGGGUUUCAGAAACAAAGUGAUUCAACUCAUAAAUGACACAGAACUGAGCAGGGUCAUGAUCUAAACAUCCGAACUGCUUCAUUAAGCUGAAGUUGCUUCGUGACUAUAAUGUCCCUUUAAACUUAAUUUUCAAAGUAUCAUUAAUUUAAAAAAUAAAGUAAAAUAAUAUUUCUAUAUAUUAUAUCUGUCAUGAAUGCACCCUACUCCAAGAGUGUGCGUGACGUAGUUGUGGUGGCGAAGGGGUUAAAGUUCACUAUUUGUCUGCACUAGACUGGAAAUAAUUACAAAAUCCCUCUUAACACCACCCACAUUUAAACAUAAUAGUAUAACUAUUACUAUUUUAACGCUGCCACCACCAAGGCAAUUUAUAAAUGGGGUCCCUUUUCCCCCAGGUAAAUUAAUUAUAAAAACCCAACAAAUAUUACUUAGCACAAUAUCUAUGUGACUGUAAAAUACUAAUUAGUCUCUUCAGGUAACGUGAUUCUUUACAAGACAAAGGCAGAACUUAAUAAUGGAAUGUUUAUUAUGAGUAAAAAAAUGAGCAAAAAAAUAGUCACAGUGCAUACAAAAAUAUAGAUGAUAAACCAAUUAUUUACAGAUAAAAACAAAAGGGAUAAAGUAACAGAAGUCCUAAUCACUUACUCAGCUCUUCAAAGUAAAUACUUCUGCUGCAGGUGGUCUCUGCUAGGAAAGAUGGUGACUCACUUAGAAUUAUAUUCUGGCCCCAAAUAAGUACACCCAGGGCCGGCGCUACCUGAAUGGACAGGGGGGGUAAAUUGACAGGGAGGGGGGAAUUGACAGGGAGGGGAACUGACAGGGGGGUGAAAUGAAUGAGAGGGGGUGAAUUAACAGGGGGGGGAAAUUGACAGGGGAACUGACAGGAGGUGAAUUGACAGGGAGGGGAAAGAAAUUCACAGGGUGGGUGGGAAGAAAUUGACAGGGAGGGGAAUUGACGGGGGAGGGAGGGAGAAUGAGAGUGGGGAGGGGAGAAGAGAGUGACAACGGGGGAGAAGAGAGUGACAAGGGAGGGGGGAGAAGAGAGGGACAAGCAGGGGAGAAGAGAGUGACAAGGGAGGGAGGAGAAAAGAGGGACAAGGGGGGGAGAAGAGAGGGACAAGGGAGGGAGAGGGGGGAGAAGAGAUUGACAUCCAUCACACACACACAAUGCACCCCUUACACACAAAGACAAUGCACCCCUUGCACACAGAAAAACACACAAUGCAUUACACACACAGACACACACACAUAAGCAAUGCAACCCUUACACACAAUGCAUCCCUUACACACACAGAAACACACAAUGCAUUCCUUACACACACUCAAUGCACCCCUUACAGAUGCACACACUCAAUGCAUCCCGUACAUACACAGAAACACACCUUGCAGCCCUUACACAUACAAACACAGAUUCACACAAUGCAUUCCUUACACACAUAUCCGGACAUCCCCCUACUCCACCCCCUGUGAACAAACUCAUUGGUGGAACAUGAAAGUGGACCCUGGGACCCAGACCUUGAGCUGUGUAAAGGGCCUUAAAAAAAAUGGAGCUGCUUCCCAUUCUCCCAGAACAUUGAUUUUUGUGACCACAGUUACAAACAGCCUCCAGGGAGCCUGUUCUACACCAGACCAGUGGAGCCAGAAUGCAGCUAGAGCCCAUCAUCGUCCUCAUCUGGUUGUAAGUAGGCAAUCUAGUAUAUUAUUCGUGGCACUAAUCUCUAGUCCCCAGAACCACUUCAGCUUAAUGUAGUGGUUCUGGUGUCCAUAGCCUGUCCCUGCAGGCCUUUUAAUGUAAACACGGCGGCACUGCAGCACUGGCGUUAGUUAACAUGGCAGAUCAUAUGGGUGGGGCAUUGUGAUGUCACAUGGGGGGGGCGGCAAACUUUACUUUUGCCUAGGGCGGCAAAAAUCCUUGCACCGGCCCUGAGUACACCAAAAUGAUGCACCCUUGCCGUGACAAUAUUUAUUUUGUUAUUCAGUUGCUCCCUUCUCAUCCCUACCCCCAACACACAAUAAAGGCACCAACACAUCCACACACUGCACCCUUCAGAAACACUGGAUCCCCUACACACCUUAGUUUCCCCAUAGACACACACACAACAUCCUUGACACAGAGAGUAGAUUCCUGACACACACAGUGCAUCUUAUAUACACACUAUGAAUUCCUUACAAACUCACUAGAUACCCUACAGACACACACUGCACCACCUACACACACAGUACAUUUCUUACACACUAAGCACACCUUAUGCACAUACCAGAUCGCCUAAACAUACACUCUUUACAGCCCCUAUACAAGCACUUCAUCUCCCUAUACACACAUACACUACAGCCACUAUGCACACACUUGCUACAGCCCCUAUACACUCUCUACUGCAUACAGACAUGCACACACAACACAACUUCAACAAAUGUAUUUACUCAAUACACCACACCACAAACAGCUCACUCUACACACACACAAUACCACAAUUAGCCACCAAAUGCAUGCACUGUACUCACUCAUGGCAUUUUAGUCCUCUGGUAUCCCACUUAUUUAGACACCAGAGACAAGUCCCAAGCAAACAUAGCGCUACACAUUACACAGCAUCUUUUUCCCAUGGAAGAGCUCCUUAACAGGAAUCUGUGCAUGGGCUGCCCUGAAAGAGCAUUGAACUAAUUGCUCACUUUGAGUGGACGUGCUUGUCAUUGGGGAUGACAUAACAUGCCCCUUCUCUGGCUCCGCCCCCUACCAGUAGGCCUCUCUGAUUAGAAAAUGAAUUUCUUUCCCAGUCUGGCCUUGCAUCUGUGGUACUAUUGCAAAAACAUAGGAGGUAGUGUAGGUUGGGAGGGAAGAAAGGAAAAGACACAGAAAAUGGGGAGAAGGAACAUUUAAAAAAAAAAAAUGAAUGUAGAUUUAAAAAAAGAAAAUAGCUAACUAAUUGUAAUGUUAGCAACAUUUCAUUUUAAAGAUGCAUAUUGUUACCUAGUGUACUUUGUUCUCAACAGAGAUUAAACAAAUCUAUCUACAUUCUAGCACACCUGUUGUUUUGUCUAAAGUCUAACUAUGCUGCUAUAUCUAACUAGGAAGAAGUUUAUUAAUAAAAGGGAUAUCUAACCAAGUAUAUGGCCAGUAUCGCUGUUGCGAAAGAUUGAUUCUCAUCUACUGGGAGAUACAAAUGAUUGCCUAUGAUGCAAGCCUAGUUGAAAAUGUUUGAAGAAGUUAAAGAAGUGACCUAUGAGCAAAAUUUAUGGAGAAUGCAAUGUUUACAUGACACAUUUCAAGAACUGAAAUAUCCCACACACAAACAACACUGUUAUAUACAUCAGAGUCAACACUAUAUAAGUGUGUAAUAAAGAUGUGCUUAAGGAUAGUUUUUAAUACAGUUCAUAAGUACACUGAUUUCAAAUUGGAAAUAUUCUUGUACACCCAUGCCACAAUCAAUUACUUGCCACUGCUUAAAGUUACAUGCAUCACUUGACAAUUAUUUUUUCAUCAAGCAAACACUUUUAAACAAAUCUACAAACUAAAAUACAUCAAUAUUGUGACUGUGUGAUGCUGCCUGUGACCGUGUGUGUGUGUGUGACUGUAUAUGUGACUGGCUGUAACUGUGUGCAUGACUGUCUGGCCACAACUGUGUGUGACUGCUUGUAACUGACUGUGUGUGUUACUGUUUGCCUGUAACUGUGUGUGUGACUGAAUGUGACUGUAUGUCUGACUGUCUGCAUGUGACUGUGUGCGUGUGACUGUCUGCCUGUAACUGUGUGUGACUGUAUGCCUGUAAGUCUGUAGGUACAGGCUAUACUCACCAGAACAAUUACAUUAAGUUGUAGUUGUUCUGGUGACUAUAGUCUCCCUUUAACACUUCAAAUUGUGUGUGUGACUAUCUGCCUGUAACUGGGAGUUGUGGGGUGCAGGGGUUUGUAGGAGAGGGGAAAGACAGGGGUUUUGUAGAAUAACUGACAGGGGGGUUUAACACAGUUUACAAAUUUGUGCAAUACAUUAAAAAAUAAAAAACAUGUAAAUAAAAUAAAUUCAGGUGUUUUUUCCCCCCAUUUUUUUGGAGUGGAGCAGGGGGUGCCAAACACAGGACUCGCCCCAUGUGCCAAAUGCUCUAGAUAUGCCCCUAUUAUUUUGCCUCACUUUUGCUAUAUGAAUUGACGUUCUCAGCCAAUCACUUAGUUUUCCCAUAAGAAAUCAAUGUAUCUCUAUGGGGAAAGCACACUGUGCAGCACUGACCAAGGAAGCACCUCUAAUGACUGUCUAAGGAGUGGCCACUGAAGGUGUUCCUAGACUGUAAUGUAAACACUGCCUUUUUUCUGAAAAGGCAGUGUUUACAUUAAAAAGUCUGUAGGUACAGGCUAUACUCACCAGAACAAUUACAUUAAGUUGUAGUUGUUCUGGUGACUAUAGUCUCCCUUUAACACUUCAAAUAGUAAUGGAGCCCUCACAAGUUCUAUAUUAUUGAAACGAUAUACACAAAAAGCAGGUAAUACAGCACAUUUUAAAAUAAACAAUCACAUAUUCCAAUAUGAUAUUUUAUCUCUCUGCAGGAGGUCUAGAUUAUCUGGUGUUAAAUCACAUUGGUUAUACCCCAUUUCAGAUGUGGGAAGGAGAUGUGAGUCAUGCUCGCUGGUUAAUGGAGGUAUGUGUGCAGGGCCGGUGCAAGGAUUUUUGGCUACACAGGCGAAGAUGCAUUUUGCCACACCAUUCCUCUUUACCCCAAAAAUGCAUCUUCACCGGUGUCUCAUAAAUCCCCUUUUGAAUUUCUUACCCCCUUUAGUGUAUUGUAUCCCCUGUUUAGUCUGUCCUAUACUCCCUUGGUAUGUCUCAUGCAACCCUCUUCUUUCCUACAGCCCUUUUCUGUGUGUCUCUCCCCACAGCCCUUUUCUGUGUGUCUCUCCCCACAGCCCUUUUCUGUGUGUCUCUCCCCACAGCCCUUUUCUGUGUGUCUCUCCCCACAGCCCAUUCUCUUCCCUACCCACCAGGG
This is a messenger RNA of Pelobates cultripes (western spadefoot toad), 10750 nucleotides long. Lineage: Eukaryota; Metazoa; Chordata; Amphibia; Anura; Pelobatidae. The record is from the annotation of a GenBank genome assembly.